UUCAUUCAGUUGGAACAUCACUCGUACUUUCUCCAAAACAAAACCAGCAAUGUCUCAACAAGGUCAAAUUCCGAUAAACACCAUGGUUCCUCAGCCGAAUCAAAUCCCACCAUUCCCUCCACAGCAUCCCAUGCACAUACCCAACAUGCACAUGCCCAACAUGCGCAUGCCUAUGCCGAUGCACAUACCCAUGCAUAUGCAAAUGCCAUAUCACAUGCCACUCCGGGUCCCUUACUCCACUCAAGACGCCGCAGGAUACCCCGCACAUGGGAAGCGCCGCCGAGAGGAAGAAGAUCCGGGUGUCUCCGUCUCCGCAGAGCUAUCGGCGGCCAAACGCGUGAAGGGUCAGGAUGUGAUAUUCAGGAUCGUCGUGCCGUCUCGGCAGAUCGGUAAGGUUAUCGGAAAAGAAGGUUGCCGGAUACAGAAGAUUCGGGAAGAGACCAAAGCUAACAUCAAAAUUGCUGACGCUAUUGCUAUUUAUGAAGAGCGUGUUAUCAUUAUUAGUUCUAAAGACAAUGAUGAAAUGGUUACUUGUGCAGAAAAAGCUUUAGAGCAGAUAGCCAAAUUAAUUUUAAAGGAAGAUGGUAGCAGUCUUGAUACGUCAAGGGUUAAUGCCGGGCACGUGGCUGCCAAUACAAUAAGACUUUUGAUUGCUGGGUCCCAGGCAGGUGGAUUGAUUGGGAUGUCGGGUCAAAACAUUGAGAAGUUACGGAACUCUUCUGGUGCCAUGAUUUCUGUACUUGCACCUAGUCAGUUGCCUUUGUGUGCUUCUGCACAUGAAUCUGAUCGAGUAGUACAGUUAUCAGGAGAUGUUUCCACAGUAAUGAAGGCAUUGGAGGAGAUAGGUAUCCAAUUAAGGGAAAACCCCCCAAGACAAGUGAUUUCAAUCAGCCCAACAUACAAUUACGCUGCAGUUCGACCAUCCCAGCCAUAUCUUGACCCAAAUUCAGUUGAUUAUGUUACAUUCGAGAUGCUGAUUUCGGAAACAAUGGUUGGUGGGUUGAUUGGCAGAAGCGGCUCAAACAUAUCAAGAAUCAGAAAUGAGUCUGGAGCAAUGAUCAAGGUUUAUGGUGGAAAAGGUGAACAGAAGCAUAGGCAGAUUCAAUUUGGUGGCAGUGCCCAACAGGUAGCCUUGGCAAAACAGAGAGUUGAUGAAUAUAUAUACUCUCAGUUGAUACAACAAUCUGAUACCUAAUAAUCAGCGUAAGUAUUUGAGAAUUUGGUAAAUUGAAACUGUAAAUUUUGUAGUCAACAAGAAACAUUGUUGUAAUAAGUCAAUAACAAAGGUUCUUCAAUUUAUGUAGAAGCUUAUGAUCUCAAUUUUAGAGGUGACAUCUUUCGUAGUGUAGUGUAAACAUGUAAGAACAGAAGAUUAAAAUUUAAUUGUUAUUUUAAA
Vicia villosa (hairy vetch) is the source of this 1396-nucleotide messenger RNA. RefSeq names its product flowering locus K homology domain-like. The transcript is spliced from 8 exons. Gene Ontology annotation, biological process: regulation of gene expression. Bases 50 to 1195 code for a protein of 381 amino acids. Gene Ontology annotation, cellular component: cytoplasm; nucleus. Gene Ontology annotation, molecular function: mRNA binding. NCBI's taxonomy places the organism in Eukaryota, Viridiplantae, Streptophyta, Magnoliopsida, Fabales, Fabaceae. The record is from RefSeq and is a predicted model, not a curated record.